UUCCCUGCUCCUCCUCCUUCUCCAAUUCAACAACUGUCGCCACUUGCCAAGAGAUGCAAUGCCGUCAAUCUCGCCGAAGGCUUCCCCGAUUUCCCUGCUCCUCUCCACAUCAAGAACGCCACCAUCUCCGCCAUUGUUCCCGACUUCAAUCAAUACAGGCAUGUUCAAGGAAUUUGUGACGAUGUGGCAAAGAUUAUGAAACAUAUGCAUGGCUUAGAUUUCAACCCUCUAACGGAUAUAGCUAUUUGCUAUGGUCAAUCUGAGGCAUUUGCAGCAACAAUGUUUGCAAUAAUAGACAAAGGUGAUGAAGUUAUUUUUUUGGACUUGUUGUUGUUGUGGGGGUUCUCUGUCGUUACUGCUCUCGAACUCGCAGCAAUAGUUCUCUUUUCAAACCGUAGCAAUGGCGAACAGAGAACUAUGAGUUCGGCUGACGAGUCUAUAGCAAUGGGUCCUCUACCAAACAUCGAGCUUCACUCCUCCAACAAUGGCGAACAGAGAACUAUGAGUUCGCCUUCAAGGUCUGGAAGGAAGAAGUGGAUAUUUAAGGUCUUCACUUGCUCAUCAUCUUCAAGGGACGAGAAGGAGAAGGAAAACAAUCGCAAAACGCAAAAGCAAAAGCGAUUCCCAAAAAAAUCGAUCGCCGGAAAACCAGCGAACGGUGUCGGCAUCGGAAAGCGUGCGAAUAGAGCACAGGAGAUGAAGAAGAAGAAGACCUCCUUGCCGGUAGGCCCUCAUAAUUCAACUGGAAAAGUAUUCACCAAGGAUGAGCUUGAGACAAUUGAUGGAGCUUGCCACACCAGAGAUUGCCUAGCUAUAACUGAUGAAGUAUACGAGCAUAUUACUUAUGACAACGAGACACAUAUAUCCUUGGCCUCACUUCCGGGAAUGCAAAGGCAAACUAUCAUCACAUUUUCCUUGUCCAUGACUUACAGUGUUACAAGUUGGAGAAUUGGAUGGGUGGUUGCUCAUGCUUGUAUUGCAUCUGCAAUUAGAAGUAUCCAUACUAAAUUAAUGGACUCUGCUCCAGCACCUUUCCAAGAAGCUGCCUUGACUGCUUUGAGAAGCCCUUUAGAAUACUUUGAAUCGUUGAGAAAAGAUUAUGAAUCAAGAAGAAAUUACACUAUCGAGUUGUUUGCUGGGGUUGGCUUCCAAGUUCAAUUUAAGGCUCAAGGUUCAUUUUUUCUAUUUGCGAAGCUUCCUGAGAAUUGUGCGCUAUCUGACGUACGUGUCUUCUUUACCUAG
Molecule: messenger RNA, 1242 nt
Organism: Camellia sinensis
Lineage: Eukaryota; Viridiplantae; Streptophyta; Magnoliopsida; Ericales; Theaceae
Source: RefSeq, a predicted model, not a curated record